AUGCAAUGCCGGGCCAUUGCCGCCACACCCACCACAACUUGAGCGUUAACCGUCCAAUUUUUUCUUCGUCCCCUCCGCUCCGUCACUACCUUACUCCCACCUUCUUUCGACGAACGUCGUUCAAUUGAUUGUCUUACCCUUCCAGUGCAUAUCCCAUGCCUGGUUUCCUCCCUCAUUACCUAUUCUUCUUUUGCUAAACACUCCAUCUUGUCAAUAUGGCUGAGGAAACCACUCCUCCCGCUCAGGCGCCUGGUACGUAUAACGUUUUUUGUGCGAAGCUAGACCGCCCUUGUCGAAUGCUCGCUUGUAAAGUCCGGGGUCUCAACAGCCUCGACUCGGUCAUUGAAGGAGCUAUUAUAUAGCUUUUGCUUUGGCUGUACUGGUUUUACUUAUUCUUGGUACUGAUUUUGUUACACUAAACCGAGCUAAUUUGUCUCACAGCUGCUGCGUCCGAGGAGCCCGAGACCAACAUGGAGGCCGAAGCUCAAGACGUUGACGCUGGCGCUGAAGCGUUAAUAAACCUUACCAUCGUCUUGCCCGACGCCAAUGCUAGCAAGAUGCAGAUUAUGGUGUCUUCUCAAGAACAGGUUCACGAGAUUCGACAGUCCAUCAUUGACCUUCCCUCCGCAUUCCAAUACACUUGCUUCCACCUCGAGUUCAACGGCGAGAAGAUCAACGACUUCAUUCCCCUCUCUGAAAUUCCUGACCUCGGUACCACUCCUGAAUUCCACGUUGUUGAGGACCCAUAUACCGAGAAGGAAGCUCGCAUCCAUUUUGUCCGCAUUCGAGAGCUUAUCGGUGCGUCUGGAGACCGAUGCGACACUGCCCAGGGCCUUCUUCCGGGGUUGUCUCUUUUCGAAACUGUCGCCACAGAGGCCGUCGGCAACAACGAGUCGGCCGAAGAGUCACCCAUUCAGAACUACGAUUUCCAGGCUGUGCCCUCUCUUACCGAGCUGGUUCCUCCUCCCUCUGAGCCCGCUCCCAAGACAGUGAAGCAGAUCUCCUUAUCUUCCUGGAAUCCUCCUCCUCCUCACCUCCGACAGCGCGGCCACUUGCUCUACUUGGUUGUCUCCACCAACGAAGGCGAGCAAUAUCAGAUCACCUCUCACGUUUCGGGCUUCUUCGUCAACAAGUCAUCUAACGCCAAAUUCGAUCCCUUCCCUCGUCCGGCGCCCAAGGGUCAGUCAGCUCACUCUUUGCUGAGCCUGAUUGAGCUUGUCUCUGCAUCCUUCGCCGAGUCCUUCACAAAACUCCAGGACUACAACAACCAACGCGACCCUCUUGCCACUUUCCAAAUCACCAACGCUAUUCCCGCUGCUCCUUGGGUGGUUCCCUCUCCUAACUCAACACUUUGCACACAUCUUCCUGAUCCUGCACGAUCUCAGGAGACCUACCUCCUUAAUGGUGUCGAGAACACCGACACUCUGCGAGACUGGAAUGAAGAGUUCCAGUCAGCGAAGGAACUUCCUCGCGAGACAGUUCAGGAUCGUGUCUUCCGAGAACGACUCAUUUCUAAGCUCUUUGCCGAUUAUAAUGAGGCUGCUACUCGAGGCGCCGUCAUGGUCGCACGGGGCGACAUUGCUCCUUUGAACCCCACAGAAUGCAGAGAUGCUCAGAUCUUUGUCUAUAACAACAUCUUCUUCUCUUUCGGUGCUGACGGUGUUGGUACAUUCACUUCUGAGGGUGGUGAUGAGGCGGCUCGUGUCGCUACUGGCAAGGAUGUCGCUGGUGUGAAGCUCGUCAACCAAUUGGAUAUUGAGGGACUUUUCACUCCUGCUACCGUGGUUGUUGACUACCUUGGCAAGCGAAUUGUUGGUCAGAGCAUUGUUCCCGGUAUUUUCAAGCAGCGCGAACCUGGUGAGAACCAGAUCGACUACGGUGCUGUGGACGGCAAGGACAUCGUCGCCGCUGAUGAGAGAUUUGCUCCCGGCUUUGCUCAGCUGUCCAAGGCUCUGAAAGUCAAGAAGCAUCCUGUUUGGGAUAAGGAGGGCAAGCGAUUUGACUUGGAGGCCAGUGUGGAGACCAAGGGUCUGUUGGGUACAGACGCCCGCAAGUAUGUCCUGGAUCUGUACCGUAUCAGCCCCCUCGACAUUGCUUGGCUGGAUGAAGAUGGUCUUCCUGAGGAUGGCGAUGCCUACCCUCACCGCAUGACAGUCCUCCGACCGGAGCUUGUCGACUCGUUCUCGCGAUACAAGCUGAAGCAGUGGGUGGAUAAAGAGGUUGCCCGUCGAGCUGAGCAAAAGGAGAAGGAGGGUGAGACCAAGGCUGCAGAGGGUGACGCCAAGGGUGAAGAGGACGAGAGCGAGAAGAAGACCACAGAGGGCGAGGGCGAGGGUGAAGCCUCCAAGGAAGAGGAUAACCAGCCUAACCUGUCAGACUUCAAGUUCGCCCUUAACCCUGACGCUUUUAGUGGCCAGGUUCCUCAGACUGACGAAGAGAAGGCCGAGUUUGCCGCUGAUGAGGAAGAGGUUAGGGCAGCUGGAAAAUAUCUCCGCGAACAGGUUAUCCCUGACCUGCUCAAGGAUCUUUCCGAGUCCGAGAUCAGCUUCCCCAUGGAUGGCCAGUCAUUGAGCCGACUUCUACACAAGCGCGGUAUCAACGUAAGAUACCUCGGUAAGGUUGCUGAGCUCUCUAGUGAUGGCCGACUCCGAUGCUUGCGCGACAUUUGCGUCCAGGAUAUGGUUGCCCGAGCGUUCAAGCAUGUUUCUGCUGUCUACCUCCGACACCUACCAGUCCCUGCUGUUCCUGCUACUGUUUCUCAUCUCCUCAACUGUCUGCUUGGACAUAGGUUCAAUGAGAAGCCCGUUGCUGAGCUCGAUCCUUCCAUCCGCAGUCUCUACACUGAUGCCGACUGGUCGUUCGAGAAGGUUACACCUGAGAGUCUGCGGGAGAACAUUGAGGAGCAGAUCCUCCAGCGAUUCCGAUAUGAGCUCGACGAGGAGUGGCACAACCAGGUUCGCCCUGUGCAGCUUCUUCGUGAGGUAUCGUUGAAGAUUGGUAUUCAGCUUCUGGCCAAGGACUACAGUUUCAAUGCUGAGGCUGCCGCCACUGCUUCUGAAGCUGCUCCUGCAAAGGUCGAGAAGCCUGUUGCCAACGGCCAGACCAAUGGAGAAUCUGGUAGCAGCAAGAAGAAGAAGAAGAGCAAGGCUCGUGAAGCUUCUCCCGUUGAGGCUGCCGCCCCAGCCAAUGUGCAUACUUUCAGCCCCGAAGACGUCAUUGACCUUGUUCCUUUAAUCAAGGACUCGUGCCCUCGCAGCGCCCUCGCUGAAGAGGCGCUUGAGGCUGGCCGUAUCUCUCUUCUACAAAACCAGAAGAAACUGGGCCAGGAGCUUCUCCUGGAAUCCCUUUCCCUGCAUGAGCAGAUUUACGGCAUCCUGCAUCCCGAGGUCGCUCGUGUCUACAACAGCCUAUCCAUGCUCUACUACCAGCUCGAUGAGAAGGAGGCUGCUGUUGACCUUGCUCGCAAAGCUAUCAUCGUCGCUGAGAGAACCGUUGGUGUCGACUCAGCCGAGACUCUCCUUAACUACCUCAACCUGAGCCUGUUCCUCCACCAGAUUGGUGACAGCAAGGGUGCUCUUGUGUACUCCAAGCAUGCUCUCAAGAUGUGGAAGGUCAUUUAUGGCCCUGAUCAUCCUGAUUCUAUCACAACACUCAACAAUGCUGCUGUGAUGCUCCAGAACCUCAAGGCUUACCACGAGUCUCGACUCUGGUUCGAAGAGUCACUGCGCGUAUGUGAGUCUGUUUUCGGCAAACAGUCGAUCAACUCUGCCACCCUCCUCUUCCAGCUGGCUCAGGCUCUUGCUCUAGAUCGCGACUCAAAGGGAGCUGUUACUCGCAUGCGAGAGUCUUACAACGUCUUCCUUGCUGAACUUGGACCUGAGGACAAGAACACCAAGGAGGCCGAGAGCUGGUUGGAGCAGCUCACUCAGAAUGCUGUCAACAUUGCCAAGCAUGCUAAGGACGUUGCUGCUCGAAGACUCCGAACGGGUGUUCGGUUUACCACCAGUCCCUCAAGCUUGGCGGCUUCCAAUGCUACUGUCCCCGGCCGCACGGGACCUGGUUCACAAGUUGACUCCCGCAGCAUUGAUGAGCUUAUCAAGUUCAUCGAGGGUGGUGAACAUCAGCAGACCAAGAAGCGAACUGGCCGUGGAAACCCUAAGAGGCGAGGCCAGGCUGGAGCGCGAUAGGCUAACAAUUUAACGAAAUUCUUUAUGAUGCUAUUAUGUGGUCGAGUUUUUGACUCACCGCUGUGUAAAAGUAGAUGGUGAAACAAAAAGCAUGGGAAUUCCAUUAUGAAUCAUGUGAGAGCUGGGUGGCUUGGUCACGAAAAAAAGGAGGCCCUUGCAUUGGUUGGGUUUGGUACGGUUGGCGGCACGGUGGCGCGAUCACACGUAUUUGCAUCAAAAGGCGCGUUCUCAACAUUUGUAUAUAUCCAAGGCUCUGCUCUAGGCCAUUGGCCAGAUGAUCUUCACUCUUAUAUAACAUGUUCACACUUGGAGCACUUGGGUCUGUCUGUCGAGCUAGAAUUCCCCAGUGAUGCAAAAAGGUCUAUAAGAUCAAGUGAGUCGUUGAGCUGACCGUUCAGUCACGAAGAUACCUAAGUCGAGGAGAGAUGCUUUUUCGUUGGCGCGUUGCAUUCAUAAGUGUCGUCAACAUCCUUGGACGGCAACAUCAUGUACUCAAAAGUUUAGUACAAUUCAUGGCUCAGUGACUUAUCCCCCUUGAAACAGAAACGCCAGGGCAGAAAGAAAGCCUAAGUACGGCCUUGCAAGAUAGACGCCCCUCCGCCAACUGGCGCAUGAUACGCACCGAUACUCUGAAACCCCCUGGAUGAUUAUGUUAGCUCAGUCUCAAGUAAGUGAUGGGGAAAACAUACUUGGUUAAAUCAAAGCCGUGCUCCUCUUCGGCCUCUGCCGGUUGAGCAAUAGGCUGUGGACUUGACUUUUGAGGUCGAGAGGG
Fusarium odoratissimum NRRL 54006 is the source of this 4959-nucleotide messenger RNA. RefSeq names its product protein TIF31. The coding region runs from base 471 to 4187 and encodes 1238 amino acids. Gene Ontology annotation, biological process: intracellular distribution of mitochondria. NCBI's taxonomy places the organism in Eukaryota, Fungi, Ascomycota, Sordariomycetes, Hypocreales, Nectriaceae. Gene Ontology annotation, cellular component: cytoplasm. The record is from RefSeq and is a predicted model, not a curated record. Gene Ontology annotation, molecular function: protein binding; mRNA binding. The transcript is spliced from 3 exons.